GAUGGGCGGGGAAUAAGUGGGGAGAUUUGAAUUUGAAGCGAUUAAGUCCGUAAUAAACCGCAGGAAGUUGCCGAGGAGCGCUAGUGAUCUUCGGUUUGUGGAGCUGGUCGUCAGCAUGUCCUUUCCUAAGGCGCCCCUGAAACGAUUCAAUGACCCUUCCGGGUGUGCACCAUCUCCAGGUGCUUAUGAUGUUAAAACUUCAGAAGUAUUGAAAGGACCAGUAUCCUUUCGGAAAUCGCAAAGAUUUAAAACACCAAAAGAAUCUCAACAAAAUCUUAAUGUUGACAAAGAUACUACCUUGCCUACUUCAGCAAGAAAAGUUAAGACUUUAGGAUUAAAGAAGGAAUCUCAAAAGAAUGAUAAAGAUUUGAAGAUACUGGAAAAAGAGAUUCGUGUUCUUGUUCAGGAACGUGGUGUUCAGGACAAGCGGAUCCAGGAUCUGGAAGCUGAGGUGGAGAGGAUGGAAGCAAAGCUGAAUGCUGCAGUCAGGGAAAAAACAUCUCUCUCUGCAAGUAACGCUUCCCUAGAGAAACAGCUGAUUGAAUUAACCAAGACUAAUGAGCUACUAAAAGCUAAGUUUUCUGAAGAUGGUAACCAGAAGAAUAUGAGAAUUCUAAGCCUCGAGUUGAUGAAACUUAAAAACAGAAGAGAAACAAAGAUGAAGAGUAUGAUGGCUAAACAAGAAGGUAUGGAAGUGAAGCUGCAGGUCACCCAGAAGAAUCUCGAAGAGUCUCAGGGGAAAAUCGCGCAACUUGAGGGGAAACUUGUUUCAAUAGAGAAGGAAAAGACUGAAAAAUCUGAAACAGAAAAACUCUUAGAAUACAUCGAAGAAAUUAGUUGUGCAUCAGAUCAAGUGGAAAAAUACAAGCUAGAUAUUGCCCAGUUAGAAGAAAAUUUGAAAGAGAAGAAUCAUGAAGUUUUAAGCCUUAAGCAGUCUCUUGAGGAAAAUGGUGUGUUGUCUAAACAAGUAGAAGACCUCAAUGCUAAAUGUCAGCUGCUUGAAAAAGAAAAAGAAGACCUCAUGAACAGGCAUAGAGAUUGGGACGAAAAUCUAAACUCUGAAAUACAAACCUUAAAAGAGAAGUUUACUCUUGAAAAACAAGAACGUGAGAAGCUACAACAAAAAGAGUUGCAAGUUGAUUCACUUCUGCAGCAAGAGAAGGAAUUAUCUUCUAGUCUUCAGCAGAAGCUAUGUUCUUUUCAAGAGGAGAUGAUUAAAGAGAGGAAUCUCUUUGAGGAGGAAUUAAAGCAAGCACUGGGUGAGCUAGACAAAUUACAGCAAAAAGAGGAACAAGCUGAAAGGCUGGUCAAGCAGCUGGAAGAGGAAACAAAAUCCAGAGCUGAAGAGCUAAAACUUCUAGAAGAAAAGCUGAAAGGGAAGGAAGCUGAACUGGAGGAAAAUAAGGCUGCUCACACUCAGGCCACCCUGCUUUUGCAGGAGAAAUAUGAUAGUGCAAUGCAAAACCUCGGAGAUGUUACUGCUCAGUUUGAAAGCUAUAAAGCACUAACAGCUAGUGAGAUAGAAGAUCUUAAGCUGGAGAACUCAUCACUUCAGGAAAAAGUGACCAAGGCCGAGAAAAGUACAGAGGAUGUACAACGUCAGAUACUGGCAACUGAGAGCGCAAAUCAAGAAUAUGCAAGGAUGCUUCUAGAUCUGCAGACCAAAUCAGCACUUAAAGAAGCAGAAAUUAAAGAAAUCACAGUUUCUUCUCUUAAAAAAAUCACUGAUUUGCAGAACCAACUCAAGCAACAAGGUGAAGACUUUAAGAAACAACUGGACGAGGAAGAAGCAAGAAAAUCUGGAAAGGAAAACGCAACAGCAGAAUUAACCGAGGAAAUGAAUAAGUGGCGUCUCCUUUACGAAGAGCUAUAUGAUAAAACAAAACCUUUUCAGCUACAACUGGAUGCCUUUGAAGCUGAGAAACAGGCUUUGUUGAAUGAACAUGGUGCAGCUCAGGAACAGCUCAAUAAACUGAGCGAUUCAUAUGCGAAAUUAUUGGGCCAUCAGAAUCUCAAGCAAAAAAUCAAGCAUGUUGUGAAAUUGAAAGAUGAAAACAGCCAACUCAAAUCGGAGGUGUCAAAACUCCGCUCUCAGCUUGCUAAAAGGAAACAAAGUGAGAGAAAACUUCAAGAGGAACUGAAUAAAGUUCUGGGCAUCAAACACUUUGAUCCUUCAAAGGCUUUUGUUCAUGAAAGUAAAGAAAAUUUUGCUCUCAAAACCCCAUUAAAAGAAGGCACUACAAACUGCUACUGAGCUCCUGUGGAGUUUCAAGAUUCACCCAAGUAAACAUCUGAAAACCUGCUGAAGAUUAUUUCAUCUUGUUUUUAUUAUUGUUGAGAUUUUAUUAUUAUUCUGUUUGUAAUAAAUAUUUUUAACAUUGUAUUUAAUAUUACUUCCUAUCCUUAAGUAUGUGAAAGGAAGUUCAACUCUUUUUUACCAAUAUGUCUUCUAACGUUUUAUUUUCUGUUGUCCGUACUCUUCCUCAAUGCUCACUUUUAUCACCUUAUUCUAAACCUCUGACUGGCUUUCCCGCUUUACAACUCAUCCCAUCAAAUCAACAUUCCUUUAAAAUUCACUCUCAUUUUAUUAUCCCCCUAUUCCGAAAUGCUAGAUGUUUUCAAGAUUCUAAUCCCCAGGUGUUUUAGUUUGAUACUGCAGGCUUUUUCUACUCUGAACCUCUUAAGCGAGGCUAAAAAAGCUUGGCUUGUUCUCGCCUCUGUAUUGAUUCACCUAAUAGUGUUCAUUCUGUCCUACCCAUCAUCCAUUUAUCCAGUUCAAAUAAGAAAUAAGGACAUGUUUAACUCCAUAGUAAUCUCUCUAGCUCUUAUCAGAGUCACUGAGUUGCUCAAUAAUUUGUAGAUUCCUAGACUCCACCCCAGUCCUACUAAAUUAAAAUCUGGGUGUGGCCUGAAAAUCUGCAUUUUUAACAAACUCUGCAGUUAAUUCUUAGAUACAGUAAAUCUGAGAAACCCUGCUCAUAUCCUCUCUAGAGAAUUUGUCGUAUACAGCUUAUCAUCUGCCUGACUACUGUUUGAUUAAUAUUUGUGUAAUAUGAAAUAAAAUCACAUAUUAAGUCAAUUACCCCAUUAUUCAACUUGUAUUAUAUGAAGUUGUAUUAAUACUUCUAUUUACAGUGUAUUUAUUGUCUCUGGCCUCCCCCCUCCUCACCUUGUCUCCAGAAUCCCAAAUGGUAGUAUACUAUUUAGAAAGUGGUAAUUUCCCAUCUCAAAUAUCUGAUUUACACACUUGGUAUGUUAUUAUAAACCACUUUUUUGUAAUGUUUCCCCAUUGGUGGACCAACUGAGACUAUUACAAUCAGAAUAGCUUUUCAUAAAAAAUUAUUUUAUUAAUCUUAAUACAUGGUUGAAUUUUUAAAUGUCAUUAUUUGGAUUAAGUUCAGAGGAAAUGUAGAAAUUAGAAAAAUUGUCCAGUAAAAUCAAAUAAUUCAAGACUUCUGCUUUUAGGCCAGAUGGAGUAACAGGGAUCGGAUUUAUUGCUCCUCCCUCUAGCCGACACACACACACACACACACACACACCCAUACCCCUAAAACUAUCAAAAGACUAGAUGAAAUACACAAAAGAGUGAUUUUCAAGAUGCUAGACAUGAAACAACAAAGAACCGCAAUCCCCGAGAGAUGGGAAAAAUUAAGGUGAGCCCUAUGAUUGUUCCCUGUUUACAGCCUUGAGAGAAGUUCCAAACUAUGAUGUAGGGAAGGGAAACUCAGGCAGAGCCCACCCAGUUGUCUUAGUUGAAAAGACAGAGCUGAGAUCUGGGGAGAGCAAAGUGGCCAGAGUUGGCAGGACAGAGUACUAGAAAGGAGAAAAUUGCACAGAAAGAGAACUCUGGAGAUCAACAAAAGGUUCCUCAAGUAUUCACCUUAAUUAGAAAUCAGUAACAGAAAAAUCUCUGGAAAACCCAUAAAUAGUUGGAAAUUAAAUAUCACACUUCUAAAUGAGCCAUGUGUCAAAGAAAUCAAAAGGAAAAUUAGAAACUUGAACAGAAUGAAAAUAAAGACACAACAUUUCAAAACAUGGAAUACUGCUAAAGCAGAUUUAGAGCAAAAUUACCUCACUGAAGGCCUAUAUGUCAAAAGAAGAAAGGUUUCAAAUCAAUAACCUCAGCUUUUACCUUAGAAAUAAGAAAAGAAAUUUACAUGCAAAGUAAGUAGAGGAAAAGGAAUCGUAAAGAGCAGAAACCAAUAAACUAGAAAACAAAACCAAAAGAGAAAAAUCAAUGAAAAAUAGUUGAUUCAUUGAGAAGAUCAAUAAAAUUGGUAAACCUCUAACUAGAUUGAUCAGGAAAAUAAAAAUACAUAAACUACCAAUAUCAGGAAUAAGAUGCAUUAUUUUUGUGGGUGGAGGAUAUAUCCACUAUCUUGAUCACAGUGAUGAUUUUGUGGGUGUGUAUAUAAAUAUAUAUAUAUAUAUAUGGUUGUGUAUAAAUAUAUGAGUGUCAAACAUCAGAUUGUACACUUGAAAUCUGUACAGUUUAUUAUAUGUCAGUUAUACCUCAAUAAAGCUCUUAAAACAAUCAAA
Messenger RNA from Equus caballus (horse), 4539 nucleotides. It is a transcript of the gene HMMR, whose product is annotated as hyaluronan mediated motility receptor. Gene Ontology annotation, cellular component: membrane. Gene Ontology annotation, molecular function: hyaluronic acid binding. The record is from RefSeq and is a predicted model, not a curated record. Lineage: Eukaryota; Metazoa; Chordata; Mammalia; Perissodactyla; Equidae.